CUUGGCAAACUUCCGUCUCGGCCCACCAAUAGGCAGAUGCCGGGUGCAGCCGCCUGGCAGCUGGUGGGCAAAAAAUGAAGAGAAUCUCCUAUAUCGCUCGUUUCCUUCACACAAAUCAUAGAUGCGGUACAGCGGCCUAGGCUAUCUUACUCUAUAUCGACGGCUCGAUUUGUGAAAAUUUAGCGAACAAAGUAUACUGUCCAGUUGUCCACCGAGAUGUCACAACUCCUACCGCUAGACCUGAUGGAGCUCCAGCUCAGCCAGAUCGAUCUUCUCCUGGCCAUGUAUCCGGAGGAUGCUGAGCUCGAUGCAAACUCUGAGUCUGCGCGUGUUGAUCUCACGAACUGGAUUGGUGGCAAUAUAAUAGCGCCUGGAACCUGUGCUCCUUCCCUUUCUGUUUACCUUACUUUAGAUUUGUCAGAUGAGCUGAGCGAGCCUCCAGGUUCGCGUUCUGUAAUACUGGAUCUAAUCAUACCAACACAAUACGAGGGACCACAACCUCCAGAUGAGCCACCAGCUAUCCGUAUCAGAGUUAAGCAGCCGUCAUGGAUGAGCAAGGCAGAAGUGACAAGUCUGCAGUACGAAAUUCCAAGCGAAGACAUGCUGAGUGCGAUUGAAUUUGUCAAGGAGGCUUGCUUGCGUCACAUUGAGUCCACCAAGAACAACAUAGCAAAAGAAACCGCAACGACAAGUACUGAGCCUCUGGUACGUGUCUGGUUCUACUUCCCGUCAAUCAGCACACGCUCGAAACGAGACGACCUGAUCAACCAUGGACCUUCGUACGGGCUGAGUGGUUUCCUCCUGGCUGGCAAACCGGGGAUUCUCUGUUUAGAGGGAGGAUCCAAGAGCAUCGAUGAUUACAUGAAGUUCAUCAAGACGGAUAGUUGGGGCGACAUUCCAGCUCAUCACAAAAAGGUCAGCGAGCGACACAGGGACACAGGCGAUAUCAAACGCGUCUUUAAAGGCAUGCAGGAGAUUACAGACCUCUUAGGCGAGCGAAGGGGUGAGAGGGCGAACCGAAAUGACAUGAAGGCGGUGGAAACAUGGUUGGACGAAAGAGGCCUAGGAGACGCAUUCAAGAAGGUGUUGAUGUGAUGCGAGUAUGAAGUGUCAGCAGCCAUUGCUGUCUGCUAAUACUGAUGUUCGUUGCUACCGCAAUGAAUUCUGCAUCGUGAGAUUGCCAUGCCGACACUAUAGAAAUGUGCAGUUUGCAGGCGUAUUGGGCACCAGCUUCUCCAAUUUGUGCACGCGGCCGUGGGUAAAGUGACCCCCACGACGUGAGUAAAUCGGACGUCCGGCCAGCUGCAAGUAAAGUAAUUGAGCU
Truncatella angustata is the source of this 1324-nucleotide messenger RNA. RefSeq lists its product as uncharacterized. The annotation marks the transcript as partial. NCBI's taxonomy places the organism in Eukaryota, Fungi, Ascomycota, Sordariomycetes, Amphisphaeriales, Sporocadaceae. The transcript has a single exon. The record is from RefSeq and is a predicted model, not a curated record.